This is a messenger RNA of Alternaria viburni, 1242 nucleotides long. RefSeq lists its product as uncharacterized. The transcript has a single exon. The record is from RefSeq and is a predicted model, not a curated record. The coding region runs from base 1 to 1242 and encodes 413 amino acids. Lineage: Eukaryota; Fungi; Ascomycota; Dothideomycetes; Pleosporales; Pleosporaceae.
AUGCUCGAAUCACUGGAGGUUGAAGUUAUGAUUGUAAUUGUUGACAGCGAGGAGGACGAGUCUGUGGUGCUCAAUGAGAACGACGAUAAACUGCUGACAGACGUGCUUGAAACACCAGAGGUCGUCGGGUCUAUAAUAGUGGACGAUGACAGCGAAGACGACGAGUCGGUGCUGCUCGCUGAAGACGACGAAGGCGAUGAACUGCUAGCCGAUGUGCUCGAAGCACUGGAGGUCGGAGUCAAAGUAGUGGUUGAUGACAAUGACGACGACGAGUCCGUGCUACUCGUUGAAGAUGACGAACUACUACUUGCAGACGAACUUGAGUCGCUGGAGGUAGGUGUUGCACUGCUUGAAGAUGAGAAUUCAGUACUACUAGUUGAGCUCGUCGAGACGCUGCUGGAGAAGCUCGAUAUGUCCGAUGUGCUUGAUGAAGAGCUGCUGGAAGAGCUUUCGGAUGACGUAGUACCUGGCGAGGAGCUUGGUGUCAUGGUGGAUGAUGAAGACAUGGAAGAGCUUGACAUGCUGCUUGUGGCAGGGACUUCUACCGAGGAAGUCGAGGAGCUGCUUGAUACCGUGGACGAGGUGCUUGAAGUGGCGGAGGGCUCAGUCGAAGUACUAGAUGAGCUACUCGAGCUCGUGAUGGAUACAUCGCUUGUGGUAGAUGACGAUGUGCUCGAACUACUGGACAAGCUGCUAGAUGAGCUGCUUGAGCUAGUAGACGAACUACUAGAUGUUGCAGAUGAAGAGCUGGAGGAACUGGAUACAGUCGGUGUACUUGACGAGCUGCUAGGCUCAAUCGACGAUGCUGAAGAGCUAGAGGAACUGGAUGAAGUUGGCGUAGUAGACGAGCUAGACGAGCUAGACGAGCUAGACGAGCUACUACUGUCGGUCGAGGAUACUGAAGAGCUUCCCGUGCUUGAAGUACUACUCGAGGUUGUGGAUGAAGAGGUAGGAGAACUGGUUAAAGUUGGCGUGCUAGACGAGCUGCUGGAUUCAGUCGAGGAUACUGAAGAGCUUCCUGUGCUGGACGACGACGUAGCCGAGCUCGAAGAACUAUCCGUGCUCGAGGAUGACGAGAUGGUAGAGCUAGUGCUGCUAGAAACACUACUGGACACCGAAGACGAGGUAACCAUGCUUGAAGUUGAGGAGCUCAUCGAAGACGAUGGUGUGAUGAUUGGGCAAGAUGUUCCGGUAAUUGUAACGCUGGUAUACGUUGUAGUCUCAAUAUCUGUCACAGUCUAG